This is a messenger RNA of Fusarium odoratissimum NRRL 54006, 2706 nucleotides long. RefSeq lists its product as uncharacterized. The record is from RefSeq and is a predicted model, not a curated record. Bases 1 to 2706 code for a protein of 901 amino acids. The transcript is spliced from 2 exons. NCBI's taxonomy places the organism in Eukaryota, Fungi, Ascomycota, Sordariomycetes, Hypocreales, Nectriaceae.
AUGCCCUCUCUAAAACAGCUCUGCGCAGUUCUCGGCUUCGCAGCACCGUCGGUGCUGGCCCAAAAAGACAACCUUGGCCUCGGCAAUGGCUACAUCGACAUCAAGACCAAGAACCUCAAAGCCCGCAUCGUUCGCGACGCUCAAGUCCUGGUAUCGCUGACCUCGGCAGACGACACCUUUGACUUCUUACCAUUUGAUCGAAUCGAUGCUCGCGCCCAGAAUGGGCAGUAUCACUGGGGUGACAUCACGUACAGAUAUCGCAAACAAGGCGUCUCAGCAUGGACGAGCGGUGAUUCUGCUCAAAAGCGGCAGCCUGUGAAUAAUGUCAGCACGGGAACUGCUCUUGCAUCAUCAGAUCUUGGCCCGACACUACCAGAUAGCCCUCUGAACAUCACUCGGGAAUGGCUCGAUUUUAAAGGUGACCUCGGCCUUCGCUUCACCAUCACUAACAGUGGGGUCGACAAUAUCGAGCUUGGAAGCCUGGGAUUCCCAGCUGAGUUCAACAGUAUCUUCACCAACAGGACAGCCGAGGAGAUGCAAGCCCACUGCUCUCUCGCAGAUCCCUACAUCGGCCUGGACGCCGGCCACAUCCGUGUCGCACCGGUCAAAGGUACUGGCAAUGGUCUCGUCGUCACGCCGUUGAACGGAACUGAGACACCACUGGAGGCUUACCGAGAUCUGAAAGAACCUUGGUUCGAGUCAACUGGUUAUGCAAGUCAGACCUUCGAAGGGUUCUAUGAGUGGCAGGUUCUCACCAAGGCGUGGGCAGAGAAUGAAUGGAAGAACCAAGAGCCUUGGAACGAACCAACUUCAAAAGUUUUGAAGCCUGGCAAGUCGCUCAAGGUUGGUGUCCGGUUCUCUCUAUCCGAGUCCAUUCGCGACUUUGAUAAAGCCGUUCGCAAGACCGGAACCCCUAUUGUAGUUGGUGUUCCUGGAUACACUAUCCCUCGAGACCUACCUGCCGAACUCUUUCCUCUGAGCGAUAGUGGUGUUGCUUCAAUCGAUGUUUCACCGAAAGGCGCACUUGGAAUCCAGAAUUCUAAUAAAGGGUUUCAAACGGGGUAUAGACUUCACCCAUCAUCAUCUGCUUGGGGACGAGUUCGCGUCAGCAUCAAUUACAAUGAUGGCAAGGUGCAGGCUGUCCACUAUUACAUUACGAAGACAACAUCAGAGACCCUCAAUGACCUUGGAAGCUUCUUGACUACAAAGGCUUGGUUCAAUGAUUCAUCGGAUCCUUUCAAGAGAUCUCCAUCGGUCAUGACCUACGACUAUGAGAAGGGCGCAAUUGUCGAGCAGGAUCCACGGGUCUGGAUUGCAGGUCUCAGUGAUGAAGGUGGUACUGGUGCUUAUGUCGCUGCCAUGCUCAAGCAGGUGGUUCAGCCAAAUGCUGAAGAGAUCGCCAAGCUGGACGAGUUCGUUCAAACCACGAUUUGGGGUGGACUUCAAGGGCAAGACUACGGAGUGCGCAAGUCACUUUUCUACUACGAUCCUAAACUGGACUACCCGUAUAGUAAGGAUAGUGACUGGACUUCCUGGACGUCAUGGAACAAAGAAGCUUCGGAGAGCCUCGAUCGUGCAUACAAUUAUGUUCACGUCGUGGUGGCUUACUGGUCCAUGUAUCGUGUCGCACGAGCAUAUCCCGAGCUAACAUCCAAAUCUUGGAGUUGGUACUUGGACCAGGCUCAAAAGACCAUUAUUCGGAUGACCCAGAAAGACGUGUCAUACAGAGACGUUGGUCUGAUGGGCGAGACAGUGUUUGGGGAGGUUCUGACGGGUCUGAAGCGCGAGGGUAAUGACACUGCAGCAGAUGCUGUCGAGAGUGCGAUGAAGAAGCGCGCUGAGCUUUGGCACUCGCAGGACAUUCCAUAUGGAAGUGAGAUGGCAUGGGACUCAACAGGCCAGGAAGGCGUAUACUACUGGACCAGGCACUUCGGCUUCGAUGACUCGGUCCAAAAGACGAUCAACAGUGUCCUGGGAUAUAUGCCCAACGUACCUCACUGGGGAUGGAACGGCAAUGCGCGUCGAUACUGGGACUUUGUCUACGGAGGAAAGCUCCAAAGAAUCGAGCGACAGAUCCACCACUACGGGUCUGGCUUGAACUCUCAAGUUCUUCUCUCAGCUUUUCGAGAUAACUCCUCUGACACUUACCUCCUCCGUGUUGGGUACGCUGGAUCGUCUGCGCCGCUCACCAACAUCAAUCAAGAUGGCUUUCCCAGCGCCGCGUUUCACUCACGGCCGGAUACUCUCAAGUGGGAUGGUAUCACCGGUGAUUAUGGCGGUGGCUUGAUUGGUACGGUAUUGAACUCGGGCACCUACGUCGCCGAUGACAAGGAUCUUGAUAUUGUCGCCUUUGGGGGUAAACUCACAAAUAUAGGAGCUCAGUAUUUUGUUGAGCCAAAGGAUGCUGUAAGAAAGAGAAUAUUCAUUGGGCCUUUCAAAGUUAUGGUUACAGUUGAUGCUGGAUGCAUCAGCCAGUUCAGCUUCCGCCUAGGAGCUCGGAAGGGAUUCGACCUUACGCUGUCACAGACGGAGGGUGCUCCCAAGGCAGCCAAAGCCGCGGUAUGGAUUGAAUCAACAGGUGAUGAAGAGUGGCAACUCGAAGCGAAAAAGGAUGUUGGCGUUGAGAAGGGGCGAGGAGGAUGGAUCGUACCUCUCCCUAAAUCUGGGUCUGUCAGACUACAGAUCCACUCAGGCGAACUUUUGUAA